Molecule: messenger RNA, 1355 nt
Organism: Owenia fusiformis
Lineage: Eukaryota; Metazoa; Annelida; Polychaeta; Sabellida; Oweniidae
Source: the annotation of a GenBank genome assembly
GCUCGAUCACAUUGCUAGGGGCACAGUCAGUCAGCACUACAGUUCAUCCUAUAUACCUGCAAUAAUGAUAGCCUGUGCUGACCGUGGCUAGGAGUGCCUCAGAACAACCGACCAUUCAUUCACUAGAAGAUCUACAAGGAGCCCUCCUUGAUUUGAAAAUGGAAAUUCAAGAUAUAGACACGUUUUUACUGGAGUUUAUGGACGUAGGUGGUAUAAAAUUCGGAGACUUUGUCAUGAGAACAGGGGAACAUUCGCCCAUUUAUAUUGACAUGAGAGUGAUAUGGUCUUACCCUAAAUUAGUGAAAAUUGUGUCGAAAAUGAUGAUAGCUGAAAUGGAAAGAAGAGAAGUGAAAUAUGAUCAUAUAUGUGGCAUACCAUACCAAGGUAUACCUAUAGCUAGUUACAUCUCAACAAAGAAAGACAUUCCAAUGCUACUGAAGAGGCAAGAACAGAAGAACUAUGGUACCAAGAAAAUGAUGGAAGGCAUCUAUAAGUCAGGAGACAAAGUCAUUCUUAUAGACGAUGUUCUUAUGACAGGGGGGACUUUUAUUAAAAACAUUCCUUAUUUUCGAAAUGAAGGUCUUGAAGUUACUGGGGCAUUUUGCUUCUUUGAUAGGAACCAAGGGGGGCGAGAACGGGUACUAAAUGAACUCAAUGUAAAUAUAUACUCACUGCUUUCUUUACAAGAAGCCUUAGAGAUAUAUGUUAAGUUUGGAAAAAUCACCCAACAGAAAUGUGAUGAGAUAUUACAAAUGCUCAGAGAAAUAAGGUUUGACACACCAGCAGCCAAGGAACCAUGCCUCUCAACUGAGACUAUAAAUAGAAAAGAUGAUUGAUAUCAUGUCACCAGUUUGAACAAUGUUAAUCUGAAGUAUCAAUAAGGACCGUCUCAUACGAAAACAUUCUGUGCACCUCAUCUUCAUAUUAAACAUUAGUAUGGGAUUUUUUGGUGAGUGCAAAAUUCCCAUUUUCCCAAAGUUGGGACAAACUAAGUCAAUUUUUCUCAUUUUAAAGUAGGUGAAAUGGGUUUUGAAAGUGCCUACUUUGCUUAAAAGCAUGUGAGAUGACUGUUUUGAUAUAUAUUAUUGGCUUAUGUGCUUCUCCCCUGAGAGACAAUGGGAUAUAAAUUGAUGUGGCUGGUUAUGUAGAGCAUCACAUGGGUUCACCAUGCAGCAUCAACCAAAAUCAAAAUUAACCAACCAAAAUAUUUUGAAAAGUGCAAAUAAGGUUUUUGUGCAAUUUUGACGAAGAACUAGAUGAACAACUGCAAAUGUUUUAUAUUUUGUACAUUUCAAAAAUGGGUUAAGUUAUACCCUGUAUUUAACAAGCCAUACCAUAACAAAGGUUUUGAUAUU